CCACCAUGGACGAAGCAUCAAACCCACAUCAAAAUGGCGGGUUUCCUUCCCAACCCAUCACUCUAUCCGCCGCAAUCAGACGCUGCCUCCUCAAAGUUGCCAUCAAAGGCGCCGAAAAGCUGAUGAUCGAUGGCCGCAAACGCGAGAACGCGAGCGCUGCUUUCGCUGCCGCUCCUCUGGGAAACAGAGCAUCCCCUGUUUCGACUCUGCAAUCCUCUGGCUCUCAAAUGCUAAUGCUGGUCAAGAAGCAGAACCGAUGGAUGAAUCCAAAUCAAAAUGGACUCUGUCUCACUCUCAACCUACUGAAAAUUCCACAAUUACUCAUGAUGAAGCUCAUCGCCUUCCAAUUCCAUCUCCUGGCCUCUUUCCUCACAUUCCCCAUACGGGUCUCCACCAGGGCUCUGAAGCGGGCAGUAUUGGGGCAAUCGGCGAUCAAGAACCCGGUGAUGACCCUUUGCGGCGCUGUUGCCAACAGAGCCAUCACCGACGCGAAGAAGAGGACGAGGGAUGCGGGUGUGAAGUUGGGGCGAGCUGUUAUCUGCUGUUGCUUCGUGGGAAUGGUGCUUUUGGCAAUGCUGGUGUCUGGGUUCUUGAUGGGCAGCUUGAUUUUGGGUUGGGUACUGGAACCGCCGUUUCAGGGGAAAGUAGCCUUGCAUUUUGAUUACACAAAGGCUUCUCCGGUGGCUUUCCUCCCGUUAGAUCCUUCCUACUCUGGCUCUGGGACAUUGUUGGGGAAUCAAGGUCAUGUUGUUCCGCACAAUCGGAAAAUGGAGGUGACUGUGUCGUUGGUGAUGCCGGAGUCGGAGUACAAUCGCAACCUUGGCAUGUUCCAGGUGAAGGUGGAGUUACUGUCAGCCAGCGGCGAAGUGACGACAUCCACGAGCCGUCCAUGCAUGCUACCAUUCAAGAGCCACCCAUUCCGCCUGGCCGAGUCCGUCAUCAAAGCCUUGCCGCUCUUGGCCGGCAUAGCCUCCGAGUCCCAACUCGUCGACCUAACAAUGGACGACCAACUACUCCCGCAAACCGCCGCUUCAAUGAGAGUGUUGCUGGAACAACGAGCCGAGUUUCAAUCACCGGGAGCCGGAAUCCCACAAGUGUAUGCAGCAACGUUGAAGCUCAAUUGCGAACUUCCUCGAAUGAAGAUGCUGCUGUGGCAGUGGAGGAGGGUUGUUCAUGUGUUGCUCGGCAUCGUCUUGUUCUUCGCGCAGCUGGCGGCGGCGGUGGGUUUGGUCUUCUGCAGAGCGCUUUCUGUUCCGGCGGGAAGGAAGGCGAGUGAUUCUAUGGUGUUUGGUGGGAAGAAGAAGAAGAAGUAUCUCGAGUGAAAGCGGUUUCGUGCAUUGUACAGAGAACAGUGCUCUGCUUCAUC
Molecule: messenger RNA, 1366 nt
Organism: Linum tenue
Lineage: Eukaryota; Viridiplantae; Streptophyta; Magnoliopsida; Malpighiales; Linaceae
Source: the annotation of a GenBank genome assembly